AUGGAAGGUCAAUUUAUUGUAGAUAAAGAAAUUGGUUCAGGUUCCAAUAAAACAAACCCACCAGGAUUUUGGAUUGGUUUCGAUGACGCUUUCUAUGCAGUUGCUGGAUAUCAAAUCCUUGCAAAUGGUCGUAUCGUAUAUUCUCAAGACAACGCAAGAGAAGAAGCAUAUAUAACUUCAAACUCACAAACUACCGAACAAAUAAAGAAAGUAGAUGUUUUCUCAAAGACUCGACAUGAAGAUGUAUGGAGUCAUUCGGGAACAUGCAGAACAGGACAAAUUGUUAGUGGUCCAAUUACAGCAGGAAAAUCAUUUGAUUUUAAGCUUCGUUUAAGAAUUCCUGUUAGAAGAUUCCUUCCAUUAGAAGCUAUUCGAUUUAUUCCAGCUUUUGCAGGAAACAUUCAGCUUAAAGUAAAGUUCAGUAGCGACGCCUUACAAUGCACAUCUAUAUCUGUAAAUGAUAUCAUUGCUUUCAAUCCAACUCUUAAAGUUGCAUUUGCUUCAGAUUCAAAUCCACCGACAAAUAAAUUUGUUCCAUGGAAUGAACCAUUCACUAUGAUAACGAAGGCAGUAGAAGCUAGUGGAACAGUUACUAUUACAACUGUAACCCAGCAACUAUUUCGAACAAAGAUGGAUUUUAAUGAAUGUUUCAUUCAUCCAAAGUCAUUCUCUUUAGACCCUAACAUUUAUACAGAACUUGUAGAACAUUAUACAAACGAGGCUUUAUGUUUUCCUGUUAAAGUUAUGGAUUGGAUUCCUAUGGACGGUUCAUUCUCAAAGAAUACAGAUAGUUCAAGUGCAACAUUUACAGCAGCUUAUACGCCUAUUAAUGUUAAAAGUAUUUGGGCACUAUUUAGAAAGAAAGACAACUAUUAUGUUAAUUUUGAGAACCCUAAGUUUAAAUAUCUUCAGCUUUCCAUGGGAGCUUAUGGAAAUAUGCCUGCAGAACCUGAAAAAUCAUAUGGACCUGUAUUUUAUGAAAUGGUUGCGAACGCCUGCAAUACAAACAAUGAUAUGAUAGGAUUUAAUGAAGAUGUUAUGAGGUCAUUGGUGGAUGAUG
Messenger RNA from Trichomonas vaginalis G3, 1060 nucleotides. RefSeq lists its product as uncharacterized. The record is from RefSeq and is a predicted model, not a curated record. Lineage: Eukaryota; Parabasalia; Trichomonadida; Trichomonadidae. The transcript has a single exon. The annotation marks the transcript as partial.